Dacryopinax primogenitus is the source of this 2763-nucleotide messenger RNA. Its product is annotated as DUF1620-domain-containing protein. The record is from RefSeq and is a predicted model, not a curated record. The coding region runs from base 1 to 2763 and encodes 920 amino acids. Lineage: Eukaryota; Fungi; Basidiomycota; Dacrymycetes; Dacrymycetales; Dacrymycetaceae. Gene Ontology annotation, cellular component: EMC complex. The transcript is spliced from 9 exons. Gene Ontology annotation, biological process: protein folding in endoplasmic reticulum.
AUGGGGAACGUCGGGUGCGCCAUCUCCUGGGCAGAGGACUCCCUGUUUGUGCUACACGAAAACAGGGUGUUCAGCAUCUCCCACACCGUGGACUGGACGUUCACUCCCGAAGGGGAAACACUCUUCCUCCAAAUGCUCACUACAGAGUCGCAUGUCCACCUCCUAGGCUUAGACACAGCGCACGCAAAAGCGCAGCCCGUGCAUGUCGUCCUCUCCCACUCCGGGGCCCUCCUGCAGAGGACCGUUCUCCCCGCGCUCGCGCCGCUGCAUAACGACCCUGACCCUGUGCUGCUCUAUCCGGGGGUGGUGGCGCAUCUUUCCCAGGGGGGACUCAUUUCCCUCCCCCUUCCCCCCUCCUCCAAACCCCACCCUCUCCCAGGCAAAUAUGCCCAGCUGAUCCCUCUCCCCCCUACCCCAGGGCUGGUAGUAGGAGUAAAGGAAGACGGUUCUGCGUGUGUCCUUGCUACCCAGGAGGGGGGGUUGACAGAGAUGUGGGAAUAUGCGGACUCGGCUCGCUCGGCAAUGUAUACUGAAAGCGUGUUUGCGGGCGCGGUGGAUAGGUUGGGGGGGAGACAUAUAGCCCGGGUGUACUGGACGCAUACGUUUGGCAGAGCUGAUUGGAUUGGAUUGGAUUGGAUUGGGUGGGAUGCAAAGUUGGCAAGCAUCCAUUUGUGGAGCGAGAUGGGCCCGGGGGGGAAGGGUGGGGGCAUGGUCUCGGGAUUUACGUUCCCGUUUGAUACAAAGUCGCAUGGGGUUAUAUGUACCAUAACACUAGAAGUCGCCUUCUCCCCCUCCCAACCCCAACCUCAGAAACCCAUCCCCCGUUUCCUCAUAACCACAUCCACAGGGUCGAUCCAGCUGUGGCAGGCUGACCAACUCCAGUGGACGAGGGAAGAGGGGCUGGCCGAGUUGGUGGGGGGGGUGGGGUGGGCUGAUAGAGGGCUAGCUGCGCCAGGGGGGCUGGGGCUGGGGCUGGGGCUGGGAGGGGGAGGGAGUGCGAUGGGCUUGGGAGAGAGAGGUGUGGGGGACGCACCGGAGGGGUUGGGGGAGAAGUGGGCUCGUCAGCUAGGCUCAAUCUGGAAACUCCCAGGAUACGGCAUCUCCUUCCUCCUCCGAUUCACCGAUUCCCUCUCCCUCUUCCCUCCCUCAGCCAGCUUCCAGCAAUCAGCACUCAACAAGCUCGCUCUCGUCGCUUCCUCUUCCGGGAAACUCUAUGCCCUCGAGACGGCCCCUUCGGCCCCUGGCGCCCCGGGCGGUGUCCUCUGGUCGCAGAUCCUUGGGGUGAGUGGAGCACCGGGCGGGAUGGGGAGGGUAGACGUCCAGCGCAUAUUGAGCGUCGCAGGGGUUGGGUGGGUCGUCCUCGGCCGGAGGUGGGACGAACACGGGUUCAAAACCGCUGCAUGGAGUAUCGACCCCCUUACAGGGACGAUCUACCCUCCUCCUGGAAGGGAAGGUACUACUCCUGGGCUUACGCUCUUCCCCGGUCCGAUGGCGGAGGCGUUUGUCCUCCCUCCAUCUCCCUCUCCCUCCCCCCAGAGCACGAGUCAUAACGAGACAGUAGUCAUCGUCUCCCAAUCCGGGGAAGUGUAUCUCUUCCCUACCGACGAAGCGCGCAAAGCUGCCCUAGCAAGCAGGAGCAGGGAAGGAGUCUUCUUCUCCCUUCCCCUUCACACGGGUGAUGUAUCCUCCUCCCAAGCAGCACUGCAGGGUUUCACGCUCCUCCCCUCUCCUGACGCUGACGGGUUCGCCUCUGUCCCGACAUACCGCACGUUCCUUACCCCUUCCCCUAAAUCUGAGCUUCUGGGACUUAUACGUCCUCCUCGUGGGCCGGUCGCCUCCCUCGGUCGGGUACUAGGGACGAAACAGACGCUAUACAAGUACCUCAACCCUCACCUGGUCGUCGCCCUGACCCAGUACCCCGUGGAGGGGGAGGGGGAGCAGGAAGGGGAGAUAGAGAUCAGGUGCGGCAUCCACCUUGUAGACCAAAUCAGCGGGUCGAUCAUCUACUCCGCCUCUGUCCGCAAACCCCGGGGUAGGGCGUGUGAUGUGAAACCGGUGUUGGCGGAUAAUUGGCUUGUGUGGGUCUUUUGGAAUGAUGGGGAUUCGGGGGUUUCCCUGGGGAAAGGGAAGGGGGAGGGGGAGGGGGAGGGGGGGAGGACUAAGGGCUGGAGAGUGGUUGUUGUGGAACUGUAUGAAGGGGAGCCGGAUGAGAUUACGCGGAGCGCCCAACUUUCUGGCUUUGCGAGCAACUCCUCCCGCGUGCAUGGGAUUUCCCAGACUUACGGAGUCCCUUCUGCCUGGAAGGCGGUCACGACCACUUUGACAAAGUAUGGCAUUACGCUCAAGGACGUCGUCGUCGCCAACGACCGCGGUCAGAUCCAGGCAUAUCCUCAUGCGCUCCUCGACCCCCGUCGGCCCUCAGGCAAGCUCACCUCAGAACAAAAAGAAGAGCUCCUAAUCCCGUUCGACUCUGUCAUAACCGACGAUCCGCGCCGGACUGUUUCCCAAAACCUGCACAUAAUGGGCAUCAGCAGCCUGUCCACUACACCCACGGCGCUGGAAUCCACCUCCCUCUUACUCGCUUCCGGCUUGGAUAUCUUCCUCGCCCGACUCUCACCGUCUAGCACGUUCGACAUCCUCGGUGAGAACUUUAACAAGACCCAGCUCAUCCUUACCGUGCUUGGCUUGCUCGUCGCGAUCGUUAUUGUCAAACCUAUCGUGGAAAGUAAAAAGGUCCGCCAGAGAUGGUAUACUACCAACUAG